Messenger RNA from Homarus americanus (American lobster), 4502 nucleotides. RefSeq names its product serine-rich adhesin for platelets-like. The transcript has 10 exons. The coding region runs from base 112 to 3432 and encodes 1106 amino acids. NCBI's taxonomy places the organism in Eukaryota, Metazoa, Arthropoda, Malacostraca, Decapoda, Nephropidae. The record is from RefSeq and is a predicted model, not a curated record.
CUUCACCAGCUUACACGGCCGAUCCAUCUUCCCUUCACGUGUGAUAACCUCCUGUGUUGACAACGUGGUCAAAGAGAAUCAUCUUACACCGGUAGUCCUGAGUGGUGGACGAUGCGUGUGGUGGUAGUGGUGCUGGUGUUGUCACUGGCGGCUGUGACUUUCUCCAAGGUCAAGGAUGAAACAUCAAGUAGGAAGGUGACCAAGACGGAGGCUGAGGAGGUCGUGGUGAAGGAAGGAAGUGGUGACGGAGACGAUAAUAAAGGUAGGAGAGACACACGAGGCAAGGAAGAAGAUGACACACAUACCAAGAGCGAGAAAAAAAGUAAAAAGAAAGGAAAUAUAAAAAAUAAGACCAUCCUCAGCGUACGUAACAAUGAAGGAAAAAGUGGAAAAGUUAAAAAAGAAAAAAAACAAAUAAUAAAAAAAGAAAAGGAGAGGAAGUCAAAGAAACAAGUUAAAACAGAUGAGAAUAAAUUACCAAAGAAGAAUGGUCAAGUUAAGAGACAAAAUAAAAAAUUGAAAACAAAUACAAACACGGACAAAACAAAGAAACCAAAUGAAUUAAAAAAUGAAAAGGGUUUAGGAAAAAGAAAAAAGUUGAAAAAUGCAAAAGGUUUAGAUGAAUCAAGAACGGAAAAUAAAUUAAAAACAAAGAAGAAACCAAGGAAUAAGAAGACAAAGAAAGGAAAGAAACCAAAUAAUCGAAAUGAUGCAGGAAAUAAUGAUAACACUGGAACAGAUGAAAAACAACAUAAAAAUCCGAGAAAGUUGAAGAAAUCGGGAAAUACAGAAAACAGAAAGACUAGGAAGGAAGGAAAAGAGAAAUCUAAAUACAGGAACAAAAAUGUAAAUGAACGAGAAGAAAUUGCCGAUGAAAACAAACACAAGAACACACAAAGGCAACCUAAAAACAACAAACGAAAGAAUAAGAACAAUAAAGCGAACAAUGAAAAUGAGAACCAGGGAAUAGUAAAGGAGAAGAGUGAAGGUGGAAAGAAGAAGAGAGUUAGACAAAGGGUAAAAGAAGAACAAGAACAGAGGAUAAGAGAGAAACUCAAUACUCAAGGCAGGACAAAAGUCGGAGACAUCAAGUUCCUGGAGGUGUGUGACGGCAAGUACAAAUUGAAGGCCGGAGAGAGUGUCGUCAUCUACACUCAAAACACAAAAGAUAAGAAGAGGUGUUCUACCAAUAUCAAGGGCCCGAAAAAGUCUGAGCUCAUCUUCGACUGUCCUCAGUUCAACUUCAACAGUAAAGGCUGCAAGAAGGAGAAGUUAACCUUGAAAUACAAAGUCAAGAACAAGCAGGAGAAGACAACUUACUGCAAAAGCGACUCGCCUCCGGCCAAAACUCUCAAGACUAACAAGUUGAACUUGAAUUAUAACCGCAAGAAGCUGAAGACGAAAGAGACGUCAGAAGGUCUCAUCUGUAUCGCCACUGUUAAGUUAGCUGCAUCUGAUGAGACGACUCCAGCGCCUGUCAUUAACACCACUCCUUCGACUAAUCAGACAACUUCUACUAAUCAGUCGACCCCAACUAAUCAAACAACCCCAACUAAUCAGCCGACCCCAACUAAUCAGACAACCCCAACUAAUCAGACAACCCCAACUAAUCAGACAACCCCAACUAAUCAGCCGACCCCAACUAAUCAGACAACCCCAACUAAUCAGCCAACCCCAACUAAUCAGACAACCCCAACUAAUCAGCCGACCCCAACUAAUCAGACAACCCCAACUAAUCAGCCGACCCCAACUAAUCAGACAACCCCAACUAAUCAGCCAACCCCAACUAAUCAGACAACCCCAACUAAUCAGCCGACCCCAACUAAUCAGACAACCCCAACUAAUCAGCCAACCCCAACUAAUCAGACAACCCCAACUAAUCAGCCCCAACUAAUCAGACCCCAACUAAUCAGACAACCCCAACUAAUCACAACCCCAACUAAUCAGACAACCCCAACUAAUCAGCCGACCCCAACUAAUCAGACAACCCCAACUAAUCAGCCGACCCCAACUAAUCAGACAACCCCAACUAAUCAGCCGACCCCAACUACUCAGACAACCCCAACUAAUCAGACAACCCCAACUAAUCAGACAACCCCAACUAAUCAGACAACUUCAACUAAUCAGCCAACCUCAACUAAUCAGCCGACCUCAACUAAUCAGACAACCCCAACUAAUCAGACAACUUCAACUAAUCAGCCAACCUCAACUAAUCAGCCGACCUCAACUAAUCAGACAACCCCAGCUAAUCAGACAACAACAACUAAUCAGUCAACUCAAGCUAAUCAGACAACUUCAACUAAUCUGCCAACCACAACCUCAACUAAUCAGACAACCACAACACUAAUUACUAAAAACUCUACAACUUCAACCACCAAGACGACAACUACCACAAGAAGCACAACAAUCACCACAACAGCAUCUACUACAACAGCUACAAUAUCUACCUCCACAAGUACAUCUACUACCACAAUUUCUACAUCUACCUCUACUUCAACUGCAACAUCUACCUCCACAAGUACAUCUACCUCCACAAGUACAUCUACCUCCACAAGUACGUCUACUUCCACAAGUACAUCUACUUCCACAAGUACAUCUACCUCCACAAGUACAUCUACCUCCACAAGUACAUCUACUUCCACAAGUACAUCUACCUCCACAAGUACAUCUACCUCCACAAGUACAUCUACCUCCACAAGUACAUCUACCUCCACAAGUACAUCUACUUCCACAAGUACAUCUACUUCCACAAGUACAUCUACCUCCACAAGUACAUCUACCUCCACAAGUACAUCUACCUCCACAAGUACAUCUACCUCCACAAGCACAUCUACCUCCACAAGUACAUCUACCUCCACAAGCACAUCUACCUCCACACAAGCACAUCUACUUCCACAAGUAAUCCACUCCACAACACAUCUACCCACAAGUACAUCUACUUCCACAAGUACAUCUACCUCCACAAGUACAUCUACCUCCACAAGUACAUCUACUUCCACAAGUACAUCUACUUCCACAAGUACAUCUACCUCCACAAGUACAUCUACCUCCACAAGUACAUCUACUUCCACAAGUACAUCUACCUCCACAAGUACAUCUACCUCCACAAGUACAUCUACUUCCACAAGUACAUCUACUUCCACAAGUACAUCUACCUCCACAAGUACAUCUACCUCCACAAGUACAUCUACCUCCACAAGUACAUCUACCUCCACAAGCACAUCUACCUCCACAAGUACAUCUACCUCCACAAGUACAUCUACCUCCACAGCCAGUACAUCUACCUCCACAAGUACAUCUACCUCCACAAGUACAUCUACCUCCACAAGUACAUCUACUUCCACAAGUACAUCUACCUCCACAAGUACAUCUACCUCCACAAGUACAUCUACCUCCACAAGUACAUCUACCUCCACAACAACACUUCCCUAAAAUACAUGCUCUACAACACGUACAAGUACAUUAAGAACGACUGUACUUCUACAAUAUUACGUCAUGUAGUACCAUCACUUCUUAUAAUUAAAUAUUUAUCAAUUAUGUAUGAGAAUAAGAUAUUUAAUAUUAAUAAUAAAGAAUCAUUAACUACUUUAUGACUUGUGGUUGGACUAAUAUUUAUAUAUCACUAUAUCACUGUCAGGGUAAAUUAACACUUGGUGACUGUAGUAUUUAGUCGUGGCACAGAACCAAAUAAUACCUAAAAUUAUACCGAUAAACAAGGCCAUUUGUGUGACCUGGAUAUACAGACUAAUAACUGUUGUGACUUUAACGCUCUCUCAACAGAUUUACUAACAAGGGUAAACCAUUCAAGGUUAUUGAUAAUAAAUAAUACUAUAAUCAUUAUUAUUUCCAAAAAGUCGGUAAUGUUACCUUAAGCAACAGUAAAAACAAAGUGCGUUCUUAUCCAGCGGGCACCAAAAAAGUUCUCAAUAGGUCCUCCCACCUUUUAUUUUUUACCCACACCUUACUUAUGGGUUCAGCUGUAACUAAGAGCUGUAAUAUUAGCUUGGACUUCCCACCUGUCGACUCUUUAUGAGCUCAUCAUUUUUUCUAACUCUAAUGUGAUAUCGGAAUAAUAAACAACACCCCAAAUCCCUAAAGUACAGAAACUACCAUUUAUUGAGAUGUUGGACAAAACGUGGACACCCAGCACGACACCAGGAGGACCCCACAAGUUGUUUCAGUGUCCAGCGUCUUAAGGUUGAACACUGUGUUAGAAAAGGAAGUCUAGAACAAAACUAAGAAGGAUUUUAUACCCAUUCCUAUAUAUAAUGUGACGUUACACUGCACUACCACACCCCUUACUGGCAGGUGUAGUACGUCACAUCUUCACUUGACGACAGCAUUAACUAUCUUCGCUUUUUACAUAUAAAUUAAAAAUAUAUGUUAAUUAUUCAUAACAUCUAAAGAUAAUAAAAUGGAUCAUGUAUAACGUCUGAUUAAAUGUAAUGAAUUAUGUAAAAUCACUAAUUUAUCUUAAUGGAAUAAACCAACUAAAAUGAAAA